AUGUCUCUGCUACCAUACUUGUUCGACGAUUUCUCAAUGAGACCACGUCCACGUCGCCUCAUUGACCAGCAUUUCGGCUUGGGAUUGACACCUGAUGAUCUCCUCACCGUUGGGGCCAAUCCUUUACUGACGAGAGAGUACUACAGACCUUGGCGUCACAUGGCUGCAGCAGCCCGGGACUUGGGUUCCAGCAUCAAGUCUGAUUCCGACAAAGUCCAGAUUAAUUUGGACGUUCAACACUUUUCGCCUGAAGAAAUCUCUGUGAAAACCGCCAAUGGCUUCGUUAUAGUUGAAGGAAAGCAUGAAGAAAAGCAGGAUCAACAUGGAUACGUUUCCCGCCAAUUUGUGAGGAGAUAUGCGUUACCUGAAGGUACAUUACCAGAAACCGUAGAAUCUAAAUUGUCUUCUGAUGGUGUUUUAACUAUCACCGCGCCGAAGAAAGUUCCAGAUUCUGUGAAGGGUGAAAGGAAGGUUCCCAUCACCCAGACCGGGCCAGUUCGUAAGGAAAUCAAGGAUCAGAACGAAGGAACAAGUGAUAAGCCACAG
Messenger RNA from Brenthis ino (lesser marbled fritillary), 546 nucleotides. Lineage: Eukaryota; Metazoa; Arthropoda; Insecta; Lepidoptera; Nymphalidae. The record is from the annotation of a GenBank genome assembly.